Molecule: messenger RNA, 3677 nt
Organism: Poecilia reticulata (guppy)
Lineage: Eukaryota; Metazoa; Chordata; Actinopteri; Cyprinodontiformes; Poeciliidae
Gene: kcnn2
Product: potassium calcium-activated channel subfamily N member 2
Biological process (GO): potassium ion transport
Cellular component (GO): membrane
Molecular function (GO): small conductance calcium-activated potassium channel activity; calmodulin binding
Source: RefSeq, a predicted model, not a curated record
CCCACUUCCCAAUCGGAGGUCCAUCUCUCACAUUCUACCGGAGCCGAAAUGGAUCUGCUCAUGCAGCGGCUCCGUCCUCCUGUGAGGAGGACCAUAACGCCCUUUGUCGGGUGCUCUGUGGCGCCUGACCGCUGCUGUGAUCGGCAGCACUGACAUGGAAACCCCCUUCCAGCUGCACAACGACUUCUUCCCAGAGCAGCAGCAGCAGCUCCAACACUGUAAGUACCAGCACUAUUACUGCGGACCGGAGCAGCAGCAGCAGCAGCAGCAGCGCAUCGGCAGGCAGCACGACCAAUGCUGCACCUGCAAUAGCUGCACCACCUGUGAUGCGAGAAAAAGCCUCGUCUUUCGCGGGACGUCGCCGACCACUGUGGGAACUUUGAGGACACCUUCCGAGACGUCUUCGAGGCAGGGCUGCCAGCACAGCACCGCCUGCGACUUCACACCUUCUAGUCAUGGUAGUUCAACCAGACAUCAUCAUCCUCACCACCAACAUCAGCAGCAGCAGCAGCAGCAGUAUCGGCAGCGGGGCAGCCAGGGGAGCAGCCACAAAGACAGCAACUCCUACAAUGAAAUAGCCAUGAGCAGCUGCAGAUACAACGGCGGCGUCAUGCGGCCGCUGAGCAACUUGAGCUCGUCCCGCAGAAACAUACACGAGUUCGAUUCCGAGUCCCAGCCUCUGCAGCCCAUCUCCGCCGCAGAUGCGUCGGACACUCUAGUUUCCAAACCGGAGAACAAUUCAGCCACGCUGAUGCCUUACGCAUCGGGGGACGGAGGGGCCGGCUGCGGCCACAGCAGCGGCAAAUCGGGGAAAAAGAAGAACCAGAACAUUGGGGAGAAGCUGGGGCACCGGCGGGCCUUGUUUGAGAAAAGGAAGCGUCUCAGUGACUAUGCUUUAAUCUUUGGGAUGUUUGGGAUCGUUGUUAUGGUUAUAGAGACUGAACUCUCAUGGGGAGCCUAUGGCAAGGAAUCCCUGUAUUCAUUAGCUCUAAAAUGCCUGAUAAGCCUUUCUACAAUCAUUCUCCUGGGGCUGAUUAUCAUUUACCAUGCGAGAGAGAUACAGCUCUUCAUGGUGGACAACGCAGCCGAUGACUGGAGGAUAGCCAUGACAUAUGAGCGCAUCUUCUUCAUCUGCCUGGAAAUCCUGGUGUGCGCCAUACACCCCAUCCCAGGGAACUACACCUUCACCUGGACGGCUCGCCUGGCGUACUCCUACGUCCCGUCCAAGACGGACGCGGACGUGGACAUCAUCCUGUCCAUCCCCAUGUUUCUGAGGCUGUACCUCAUCGCUCGGGUCAUGCUGCUGCACAGCAAGCUCUUCACCGAUGCCUCGUCCCGAAGCAUCGGCGCCCUCAACAAGAUUAACUUCAACACCCGCUUUGUGAUGAAGACCCUCAUGACCAUCUGUCCUGGCACUGUGCUGCUGGUCUUCACCAUCUCGCUCUGGAUCAUCGCUGCAUGGACAGUGAGAGCUUGCGAGAGGUACCAUGAUAACCAGGACAUAACCAGCAAUUUUCUUGGAGCCAUGUGGUUGAUCUCAAUCACGUUUCUGACUAUUGGAUAUGGGGAUAUGGUCCCACACACAUACUGUGGAAAAGGAGUCUGCCUCCUGACGGGCAUUAUGGGCGCCGGCUGCACUGCCUUGGUGGUGGCUGUGGUGGCGAAGAAACUGGAAUUAACCAAAGCUGAAAAACAUGUUCAUAACUUCAUGAUGGAUACCCAGUUAACAAAAAGAGUGAAAAACACAGCUGCGAAUGUUCUCAGGGAGACGUGGCUCAUCUACAAGAACACCAAACUUGUGAGGAAGAUGGACCACGCAAGAGUCAGGAAGCAUCAGAGAAAAUUCCUUCAAGCCAUUCACCAAGCUCGAAAAUUGAGAAGUGUUAAAAUGGAGCAACGCAAGCUGAAUGACCAAGCAAACUCACUAGUGGACCUUGCUAAGACGCAGAACAUCAUGUAUGACAUGGUGUCAGACUUGAACGAGAGAGGGGAGGACAUGGAGAAGAGGAUUGCGUUGCUGGAAACAAAGCUGGAAACCCUACUGACUAACUUGCAAGCUCUUCCUGGACUCAUCAGCCAGGUCAUCAACCAGCAGCACAGGGACUUCCUGGAAGUGCAGCUCCAGCCUUACGACAAACACAGCCCUGAGCGCUCGCAGUCGGUGUCACGGAGGAGGUCAUCCUCUACGGCGCCGCCGACCUCCUCGGAGAGCAGCUAGAGUCCAAACGGGGAACGCCUCCGCUCAAGACUUUUGCCAUCAUAUGGCCAAGUUGCAUUUACUGUAAAGCCUUAUGGUUUCAAUAAGUAUUACCCAAAUUCUGAUGACAGAAUCCGACUUCCUGGGGACGACGCGUUUUAACGGAUAACUUCAUGCUGUUCUUAUUUUUAUUACCUCAAAAGAUGAUGUUAUCCAUGCUCUGGUGAUAUACCACAGAUAAUGGCCCUUCCCUCAGUAAUAAAAGGCCUCCCCAGGCUCUGACAGGAACUCUACUCCGUCUCUAUGCAGAGGUAGCCAGCUCUAGGUGUCAAGGUUACCAGGCGUGAAACUAUUGCACUAAAGUAGUGCUUCUCAUGGACGUUGCACUUCUGCUGGCUUGACUCAGUUGCAAACUGAGAAACUGCUGAGAAACCAGACAGAGAGCAUGUCAGCGAUAUGACGGAAAUAGUGAAGUGACUCUAGACGGCAGGCAAAUAGCACUCCAACACACAGUCGCCCAGAGAUAAGGUAAAAAGCUUGAAAUGAGGAAACAAACACGUAUGUUUUAGGUUAGAAAACAGCAUCAACUAUAGCGGUUUUUCUUUGCAGAGUGCCCCCUGUAGACUGACUAUUUUUAAGGGGGGGAGAUGUUGCACAUAGUUUAAUCCUCAACUCAAUUGAAUGCAUCGAAAAUCUGUACUUGCACUUAAUUUUUAAUGAAUGCACUUCAAUGCUGGCUGACAUAUGAUCUAAAGAUCUAUACCCAUUUUUAAAAAAAGUCGUAUGGGCAUGGGUUUAUUGUUGUCAGUUCUCAAUUUGUAGUGUUGUCUAAUCCAACAAAGCCACAUUUAAUUUCUUUUGUUUUUUGUUUUUUAAUUAUAAUUAUUAUUGGUUCUUGAUAAAAAAAAUGCAUUUACUUAGACUUAUAGAGGUCUAAUGAAAUGCACCGAAUGAUCAUAAACGAAGUAAUUCCACCCAUGUCUUGCUGUGUCUUAACUCCUGUCCUCUCCUGCGUUAUCUAUGCUCUCUGUCUUCCAAGCCGGGCAACAAAAUAUGCCGAACAACAACUGUAAACCCUAUCUACCUUUUAAAGCUGAAGAAAUACAUAUUUUUAUAUAUUUUCAUGAGGACAAGCACACCUCUUGCGAUAAAUAAACGACAGGGGGGAAAAAAAGGUGAAGAGUCAGAAACGGCAUACGGUGGGAGAAACCUGAAAUGGAGAUGAUUUGUCUGAGUUUUUCAAAAGGAUAGGAAAAUUAAUUAAUUAGGUAUUACUUCAGCAUAAGACCCCACUGAUGUAAACCUUUCUAGAAUGAAGAAGAUAAACUGGUCACUCGCAAAAUCAGCGGCUUGGCCAGCACUCAAACAUAAACCAACCGGAUGUGCAGUCCACAAACAUUAACAAUGUAGAAACCAAUGAGAGAUUCUGUUGUAUGCAACCUAAAUGAUAAAGCAAAUAAAAAAUACCCAAUUAGAUGAA